AUGACAACUAGGUCAAAGGCAUCCAGAUCGGCUCAAGCUCUGACAGCUACUCGCCAUCCUCUUCCUCUUGCCUUAUUCUAUGAUGCUACUACUCAAGAAGAGGAGCCAUCUUCUUACAAACAGGCUGCUAAAUCCCCUCAUUGGUGUUCUGCUAUAGCUGCUGAAUUUUAUGCACUACUUCAGAAUGACACUUGGGAAUUGGUUACCUAUGAUUCCUUUAUGAACGUAGUUGGGUCCAAGUGGGUCUUCAAAAUCAAACGACACCCAGAUGGCUCGAUUGAAUGUUACGAGGCCUAUCUUGUCAUGCAAGGUUUCACUCAAGUUCCGGGAGUUGACUUCAUUGAGACCUUCAGCCCUGUGGUCAAAUCGGCAACUGUGCAUACUGUUUUGUCACUAGCAGUUUCCUGUGGUUGGGAUAUCUGCUAG
Molecule: messenger RNA, 426 nt
Organism: Nelumbo nucifera (sacred lotus)
Lineage: Eukaryota; Viridiplantae; Streptophyta; Magnoliopsida; Proteales; Nelumbonaceae
Source: RefSeq, a predicted model, not a curated record